This is a messenger RNA of Diachasmimorpha longicaudata, 2371 nucleotides long. RefSeq names its product heat shock protein 68-like. The coding region runs from base 81 to 2006 and encodes 641 amino acids. The record is from RefSeq and is a predicted model, not a curated record. NCBI's taxonomy places the organism in Eukaryota, Metazoa, Arthropoda, Insecta, Hymenoptera, Braconidae. The transcript has a single exon. Gene Ontology annotation, cellular component: cytosol; nucleus; cytoplasm. Gene Ontology annotation, molecular function: ATP-dependent protein folding chaperone; ATP binding.
CGUCCCUACCCAGGCACCAGUUAUUGAACAAAAGUCAAACGAGUUACACGAGUGAGAGGAGUUAAAAAACAAACAACACAAUGCCAGCAAUCGGUAUUGAUUUGGGUACCACAUAUUCCUGUGUGGGUGUGUGGCAACAAGGAAAAGUGGAGAUAAUCGCCAACGACCAGGGCAACAGGACAACACCAUCAUAUGUUGCCUUCACUGACACCGAGAGGUUGAUCGGCGAUGCAGCCAAAAACCAAGUGGCGAUGAAUCCAGCCAACACUGUGUUCGACGCUAAGAGGUUAAUUGGCCGAAAAUUCGACGACCCCAAGAUCCAGGCAGACAUCAAACACUGGCCAUUCAAUGUCAUCAGUGAUGGAGGAAAGCCAAAGAUUGAGGUUGAGUUCCGUGGUGAGAGGAAGAGGUUCAAUCCCGAGGAGAUCAGUUCCAUGGUCUUGACAAAGAUGAAGGAGACAGCUGAGGCAUAUCUCGGUGACAAGGUACGUGAUGCAGUCAUCACAGUUCCAGCAUAUUUCAACGACUCACAGCGUCAGGCCACCAAGGAUGCUGGUGCUAUUGCUGGACUCAACGUACUCAGGAUCAUCAAUGAACCUACAGCAGCGGCACUCGCCUACGGUUUGGAUAAGAACUUGAAAGGUGAAAAGAAUGUCCUCAUAUUUGAUCUCGGUGGUGGUACCUUCGAUGUCUCCAUCCUAACCAUCGACGAGGGUUCACUAUUCGAAGUCAAGUCAACGGCCGGUGACACACACCUGGGUGGCGAAGAUUUCGACUCACGCCUUGUGGAUCACCUGUGCAAGGAGUUCGAGAGGAAAUACAGAAAGAAUCUCAAGACCAACCCGAGAGCAUUGAGGAGACUACGAACAGCAGCUGAACGAGCCAAACGUACAUUGUCAUCGAGUACAGAGGCUACAAUCGAGAUUGAUGCGCUCUUCGAGGGUAUCGACUUUUACACCAAAAUCUCGAGGGCCAGGUUCGAGGAGCUGUGUGCUGAUCUCUUCAGGUCUACACUUGAGCCAGUGGAGAAGGCACUUGCUGAUGCCAAAAUGGAUAAAUCAUCGAUCCACGAUGUUGUUCUCGUUGGGGGCUCCACCAGGAUCCCCAAGGUUCAGUCAAUGCUGCAGAACUUCUUCUGUGGUAAGCAGCUGAAUCUCUCCAUCAAUCCUGACGAGGCAGUGGCUUAUGGUGCAGCAGUGCAAGCAGCUAUUCUAACCGGCGAAGGGGGUAAGAGCUCGACUCUUCAGGAUGUACUUCUUGUCGAUGUCGCACCCUUGUCACUGGGUAUCGAGACAGCAGGGGGUAUGAUGACCAACAUUAUCGAGCGCAAUGCUCGCAUCCCGUGCAAGCAGUCUCAGACGUUCACCACGUACGCUGACAAUCAACCUGGUGUUACCAUUCAGGUCUACGAGGGUGAACGUGCCAUGACCAAGGAUAACAACUUGCUUGGUCGAUUCGAGCUCAGUGGUAUUGCUCCAGCACCGAGAGGUGUACCCAAGAUCGAUGUCACCUUUGACCUCGAUGCCAACGGUAUUCUUCAUGUCACAGCCAAGGACACAGCCAGCGGUCGCAGCAAUGAUGUCCGAAUUACCAACGACAAGGGCAGACUCUCACGAGAGGAAAUCGAUCGCAUGCUGGCUGAGGCUGACAGAUAUCGUGAUCAAGAUCAACAACAAAGGGAUAAGAUAGCGGCUCGCAAUCAACUCGAGUCCUAUGUUUUCUCGGUUAAACAGGCCGUCGAGGACAGCGGAGCACGUCUGAGCCAGGACGAUAAAGACAACGUCAAGAGACUCUGCGAUGAUACCAUCCAGUGGCUGGAUAACAACACCCUGGCUGAGAAAGAGGAGUACGGUCACAAACUGGAGGAGAUCCAGAAGCAGUGUUCACCCAUCAUGAUGAAGAUUCAUCAAGGUGCAGGUGGACAAUCAAUGCCUCAGGAUUGUGGAAGCCAGUUUAGACAGGGAGAUAACAACUACUCUGGACCUACUGUUGAAGAAGUCGAUUGAAAGCUGGACUUUCUGAGGAUUUCAUUGAUUGAAUUGCAACGUUGGAGACUGAGACCUACACAUAUACCUGACAGAUUUAUUUAUUUUCAUUCCAUUGCUGUAUGAACUGGUAGAUUUUCAUCACUAAACGAAUCAGAUGAUCCAUUUUUUUUGAGUAUUUUUUUUGCAGUUGAGUAAAAGCUGUUUCAUUCGUCGAGCCAUUGAAAAUUGAAAUUUGGUUAUUACAGAGUACAAUUUUUGUGACGCGAGGUGUGAAAAUUUUAGUUGACUAUAAUGAAAAUUAUUGUAAAAAGGUGGAUUAUCUGGUGAUUUUCCCCUUGUGAUAGAUGAAAAUAAACUCGUUAUUUUUUUUUUAUAACAAAAAA